AUGGGAAAUAAGGCUACAAAAACACUCGGAGAAGAACCAAAUGCUGAUCUAGAUUUUCUUGCUUCAAAUUCCUAUCGGGAAGAUUUGUUUGAGAUCUUUCCGGUUGUGAUUGAAAAAUUGGAGAGUGGAGUGGGAGAGUUGGAACAAUUUGAAAAAUUGUUGGAGGAUAUUGGUGUUCAUUACAAGACGUUGAUCAAGAAAUUUACAACACUCCGUAAGAAAGAAGCAUCAUCGUCCGACACACGAAAACCAACUGAAGUUUUGGAUAAAUUAUAUACAGGUCUUGAAACGAUGGCACAAAACUAUGUCAAUACCUGUAAUGAAUUGGAAACGCUUGCCAAAGAUGUCGACGAAGUGAAAAAGGAAUUAGAAAAAUAUAUUUCCAUGGCAAAGAAAGAAGAGAAACAAUUGAGCUCACGACUCGUCUCGGCUCGUAAAGACGAAGACAAAAUUCGUGAUAAAUAUUUUGACGAGAAGCAAUACAUUCAGGAAACUAGAGCAAGUACUCUUGUGACUGAGGUGACAGAAAAGAAAGUUCAAGAUCUCCUCAAGAAAAUUGCGCAGAGUGAAGAAACUGUAUCCAAGUUGGAAAAAGAUGCUGAUGUUGCCAAACGAAAAGUUAAGGAAGUGAGCAGUGAGUACGACACCAAAUUGAAGAAUAUUCUCUCUCAUUUAGAAUUUAUUGAUCGAAAACGAUUUAGAUACAUGAAAGAAAUGAUUUCUCGUUUCAACACAAUCCAAGUCAACACAGCCAAAAUGGUAAUUGAACAAUCUGGAAUUAUUGAUAACAAGGUUUCGCAAUUGAACGAAGAAUCAGAGUUCUCGGAAUUUAUCAAAUCUACCAAAGCUGCAAACCUCAAUGAAAACAAGAGUAGCAUUUCGCAAGAGUCAGAAUAUAAGAGAAUGCAGCGAUUGGCCGCUCAGAGUUAUGAAUAUUUGAAAUUUAUUUCAGAAGGAGUUCGAAAGAACAUUGAAUUGACAAAUCGAUUUUCUGAUCAACAAUUUCCACCUCUCAAUGCUUCUAUUGAUCCAACAAUUGAACAUCAAAUUGUAUUAUGGGCAAGAGCUCCAGAUAUUUUAGGAAAUAACUUCAAAGUAUUCAGUCCAGAGACAAUUUUAAGCAAUGACAUUCAUUCCACUAAUAUGAUUAACGAUGCAUGGCUGUGUUCUGCGUUGUGUGUGUUGGGAGCCAAACCUGCUCUCAUUGAAAGACUGUUCGCCGUCAAACAAGUGAAUGAAGCAGGUAUCUAUGAAAUGAAUUUAUGUAUUGCUGGAGAGUGGUGUAAAAUUGUCAUUGACGAUUACUUCCCAUUAGGAAAAGAUGGCAAGCCACUUUAUGCGUCAAGCAAAAUGGGUGACAUGUGGAUGAUGGCUAUUGAGAAGGCCGUUGCCAAAGUUUUUGGAUAUUACAACAAAUUAUCUUCAGGAUUUACUAUUAGUGACGCAUUUGAAUUGCUUUCAGGAUGUCCAACAUUCUCGAUCAAUGUCAAGCAUGAACCUUCUGAAAAUCUGUGGAGAAGAGUUACUCAAUUUGGAGAGUUAAGAUAUAUCACUGCUUGUACCACUUCUGACUUUACUGCACUAGCUCAACAAAAAAUCGAUCCUCAAGGUUUAUCACCUCAUCAGACCUACGUCUUACUUGGAUGUGUGGAUAUUAGUGGUAAAAAAGUUCUCAAACUGAAAGCAUUGAGAGGAAAAUCAGAAUGGAAGGGCGCUUGGUCUGUCACCGAUAAGGUCAAUUGGACACCAGAAUUUCGAAAUGCUCUGAGUGUGGAAUCUGCAGCGAACGAGGGAUGUUUUUUCAUAUCAUUGACAGAUUUUAUGAAAUACUUCUCAACCAUUUCAGCAUGCAAAUACGAUCCUCUCUUUUCAAGAUAUUUUAUUCGAUCACCUACUAAUGACGCAUCUGUUUUUGAUUUGAUUAUUGAUAACGAUCAAAAGGAAAUGUAUAUUGGACUUCACCAACUUCAUGAGAAUAUUAGAGGUUUCUCAGGAAAAUCACCAAUUGGAUUUAUCAUUACCAAUAAGAAACAAAAAGUAAUUUAUGCCAUACCCAUCAAUACUCAUCACUAUAAUUUCACAGAACCACUUUCAUUACGAGCAGGUGAAUAUCAAAUUAUUCCAGUCAUACCCACUGAUAUUGCUGGAUUGAAUCGAGCUGCCUAUUAUGUCGUGACUGUUCAUGCAAGAGGAAAUAUCAAGUUAAAACUUGCGGAUACUACUAAAACAAAAUUACCAUUAUCUGCCAUGAAAGUACUUGUGGAUUCGUAUCGAAUGAAAAUGCAACAACAACAUCAAGCAGUGUUGCAGCAACAACAGCAAAAACAACAAGCAGCAGUGGUGGGAACUUUGACUUCUCAACAGUUACCUCCUGAUCAAGUCUUGUUACCUUUCCAGAGACAGCAAUCUUCUCAAUUUAAACCAUUACAAGAGGCAGCUGAUGACGAAGUGGAUAUUCAAUAUGUCGUACAGUCUCAAGAAAAGACCAAUUCACCACCUGAUAUGGCAGCUGUUCCAAGCAGUAGUAGUACUUCUACAACUACUGCGUCAGUUGAUGAGAAUUCAACGAGUAAGCAAGUUGUAGCAACAAGUGAAAAUAGUUCUACCAAUACUCCAAUUUCACAACAAGAGGCAACUACUACUAGUGUUGAAUCAGCUCAAAAUGAAACUUCCAUACCACCAGCACAAGAACCAUCAAACACACCCAAUGAAACGCUUCAUUCAGAGGGAACUGUAGUUCAUGACAACAACAGCACACCCACCGAUCAGCAGUCGACUUGUGCUGUUCCUGCUGAAACAACUGAUCACGACACUGAACAACACGAAUAA
Messenger RNA from Naegleria lovaniensis, 2829 nucleotides. RefSeq lists its product as uncharacterized. Gene Ontology annotation, molecular function: calcium-dependent cysteine-type endopeptidase activity. Gene Ontology annotation, biological process: proteolysis. The coding region runs from base 1 to 2829 and encodes 942 amino acids. Gene Ontology annotation, cellular component: cytoplasm. The record is from RefSeq and is a predicted model, not a curated record. NCBI's taxonomy places the organism in Eukaryota, Heterolobosea, Eutetramitea, Acrasida, Naegleriidae. The transcript has 4 exons.